Messenger RNA from Nicotiana tabacum (common tobacco), 1061 nucleotides. The record is from RefSeq and is a predicted model, not a curated record. NCBI's taxonomy places the organism in Eukaryota, Viridiplantae, Streptophyta, Magnoliopsida, Solanales, Solanaceae.
GGUUAUCACAAGAAUCAAUUAUGGGCAAAGUGUCAGCAUCAGUGGACUUGCCGGUGCUGUAUCUUUGGCUGGAAGCACAGAAGGCUUAUGGUCAGUUGAAGGAGGGAAUCAGCAAAUGGCUGCUCAAUUGAUCAAUCAUUCAGAUGUCAAAUUGCACCUUAAUGAAGAAGUAAAGUCAGUUUCUUUCCUGGGGGGAAAUUAUCAACUCAAUACCAUGAAAGGAAAGAUUUACCCAUGUGGAAUAACAGUGGUUGCCACACCUUUAGAUGAGCUGAAAAUUCACUUUCUUCCAGAAAUUUCAAUACCUGAGAGGAAAUUACAGCACACAUAUACAACUUUUGUUAGAGGUCUAUUAAAUCCUGCUUAUUUGGCUUUAGGUUCCAUAUCAGAUAUUCCACAACUGGUGGGCACUGUCGAGACACCUGAUGUUCCUUUUUCAAGCAUCUCAGUUAUUAAGCAGCAUAAGGACAAUGAUAUGACAUACAAGGUGUUUUCUCGAAGAUCUCUUGAUGAUGCUUUAUUAGAUCAGAUCUUCAGUGUCAGAAAUGAGACAGUCCGGAUAGACUGGGCUGCAUACCCGCACUAUCAUGCUCCUGAGGUAUUUGCACCCUUUAUCUUGGAUGGUCAGCACUUGUACUAUGUGAAUGCUUUUGAAAAUGCAGCUAGCACCAUGGAAACUAGUGCUGUUGCUGGUGAAAAUAUCGCAAGGCUGAUUCUUUCCAGACUUACUGGCCAAAAACACUUGAGUUCAGUGAAAUUGGAAAGCUUUGGUGAUGAUGCAUAUGAUGUGCAUGCAGACUUGUGAGUCGAAAUCACUUGCCUUUCUCCAUACAUGUAGAAUAUGCCAGAGUUUUCAGGUGUUGAGUGCCUAAAUUUUUUACUUGCUAUACAGCUGUGGUGUAUCCACGUCCUAAUAAGUUCAGCUGUGAAGUAUAUGGUUCUUUAUUCUCCCUUUCUUUAUCCCGAUGUGGAUAAAAUGAUAUACAGACCACGUUUGUCAUAUAUUACAUACAUCACACUAGAUAGAUAUCAUAUUCAUGGAAUAAGAUUCACUUUCAAGA